Molecule: messenger RNA, 2610 nt
Organism: Anopheles bellator
Lineage: Eukaryota; Metazoa; Arthropoda; Insecta; Diptera; Culicidae
Exons: 4
Coding region: 43-1536 (497 amino acids)
Source: RefSeq, a predicted model, not a curated record
ACCACACGCAGGACGCAGGGCUGACAGUGGGCGGUGUCCGCGAUGAGCGUGAUCAGCCCGCCGAUCCACGUGCUGGACGCGAUCCACACGUUCGUCGCGAAGACGGGCAUCCGGGAGCCGCGCCUGACCGUGUCGAGUGGUUCGCGCAACGGCGACAGCUACUCCGGCGACGUCUUCCGCGUCGUCAUCUCGCCCGGCCGCCGCGACAUCGAGGACUUCGAGAACAACAACAACAACAACAAUGACGCCCUGGACGUGUGCAUCAACGGCGUCGGUCUGCAUCACGGGCGGCGCACGGCGAACGGACACGGCCACGGUGACGUGGAUGGCGCCGCCGACGAGCACGCCGACGACGCAGGGCUGCUCACGGACGUUGAAGGGCUAAUCCUGAACGAGCUGCCGAAAGCGAUCAGUGUGAUCGCGAAGGUAGCGCCAACGACCAGCCUGCGGCGCUCGCUCUACAACAGCUCCGAGCACUUCCAGCGCGAAAAGUACGUGUUCGACGUGGUGCUGCCGCGGUUCGAGCGGUUCCAGCAGUCGCGCGGUCUGCGCACGGUGAAACGCUUCCUGCACUACCCGAGCGUGAUCGUGUCCGAGUGCCGCGAGGGCACCGAGUUCAUCCUGCAGCGCGAUCUGGUCGCGCAAGGCUACCGGAACUUCCCGCGCACCGAGCCGCUGGCGUACGAGGACGUGCUGCUGGUGCUGACCCAUCUGGCCGAGUUCCACGCCAUCUCGUUCGCGAUGCAGCAGCAGGCACCGGAGCACUACGCGCAGAUCGUCAGCCAGCUGCGCGAAACGAUCUUCGUGCCGCCCCUGCACGGCUCGUUCGUGGACUUCCUGCAGCGCAAGGUGGACUACGCCAUCGAGACGCUGCAGCGCAACCCGGAGCCGGGGGACGAGGCCGUCGGCGAGCGGUUGGCGCGGUUCCGCGACGAGUACGGGCAGGCGAUGGUGGACUGCGUGCAGAACCGGGACGACACGGUCAUCUGUCACGGUGACUGCUGGAUCAGCAACAUUCUCUACCGGAAUGUGCCCCAGCAGCGGAAUGGAGCCGACGAUGGCCUGAACAACAACUUCGACAGUGGGCUCCUGCAGAAGAACGGCCCGAAGGAGCUCAAGUUCCUCGACUGGCAGGUGGCUCGCUGCGGCACGCCCGUGAUCGACCUGUCCUACUUCAUCUUCUGCUGCACCGACAGUGAGCUGCGCGAGCGGCUGCCGGAACUGCUGCGUAAAUACCACAGUGCGCUGGUGCGCCGCAUCGAAGAGCUGUGCGCCAUCGACGGAACCGAGCUGUUCCCGUUCGAGCGGCUGCAAAUGCACAUGAGAAAGUACGCUCGCUUCGGCUUCGGCAUGGCACUGAUGACGCUCCACUCGACGUGCUGCGUGGAGAAGGACCUUCCGGACGUGUCGGCGGCCCUCGAAACCACCGAGCUCGUGGACAUCGACAAGCUGGCGAAGGACAUGCUCUACAACCCGGCAUACAUCAAGCGGAUGUCCGGCGUCUGCCGGGACAUGGUGCGUUUCGGCUACCUGUGAGCGAUCGCGCCGCUCUGGCGGAAAACCGGAAACGAAAAAGACACUCACCCUCUCUGUUUUAAACGGAAAUCGAAGAGACGAGCAACAAUCUUUCAAUGUGUUCAUGCUGCCCCCACCGGCCACCGGCCGCGGGUUAGAGGGUGAUACUUAAGCUUAGGGUUGUACAACAGCGGUGACCGCCUCCCUUUUCCCCGUUUCAGUAUUCACGCGGCGGUUUCGCGAAUCCGCUCCCAUUACCUUCGCUCUAGUUACUACUAAAGACAGUAUUUGUGCCGUAGGGGACCGACAGAGACCGCGGACGGAACGAUUUGAUGCAACCACAUAUCCCCGCAACACCGCGCAAUGGGAAGCGCCUGUGCUUCCGGAAUUGUGACGCCAUAGGCAAUAGAAUCGGUCAGGCGCUGGGGCGCUGUUCCGGGCGCAAGCGCAAACAGCUUCACGAGGAAGCCCCUUUUACCACACGUAAACGCUAGAGACGGUCACUCGAGCAGCAUCGGUUAGGUUUGUAAGUGUAAGACGAAGGAUAAGCUAAGUUACCAGUCGACAAGGCGCGCUACUAAGAGAGGAGACAUUACGAAUCGUAAUUGAAAUUUACUCCAUAUCAUCACAUUUUCGUGAUUGGCACAAGGAUAUUAGGCAACGCAAGAAGCACCUACAGUUUGUCUUUGACGACAGUCAAAAGAGAGAGAAAGAGAGAGAGAGAGGGAAAGGUAGAGAGAGCGAGAGAGAGAGAGAGAGAGAGGAGUGGAACGUGGCGCUAAGAGAGGAGAUACAUUUUCAACCUGUGCCACUAAUCAUAAGCGCAGCACCACAUGUUCAACAGGAAAAGCUUCAAAAUUGUUAACGGAUUACGGAUUAUGUUUGCCCACGACGUGCAGACUGCGAAGAGCGUUAAAUGGUUGGCGCUUUAAGUGUCUUUUGAAGUGCCCGGCAAAGGAACGGCUUUCAAUACCCCCGCCCGCCCCCCAUAGAGCCAAUCGUGUUCCAAAUUCCAAAAGCGCAUUUUGCACGAUCAUCUCACGUUCCUUGAAACAUAGCUUUACGAUCCGGUUUUUUUUAUAUUUAUUCACAAAA